This is a messenger RNA of Vigna angularis (adzuki bean), 423 nucleotides long. RefSeq lists its product as uncharacterized. The coding region runs from base 1 to 423 and encodes 140 amino acids. The transcript is spliced from 2 exons. NCBI's taxonomy places the organism in Eukaryota, Viridiplantae, Streptophyta, Magnoliopsida, Fabales, Fabaceae. The record is from RefSeq and is a predicted model, not a curated record.
AUGAACAACAAGGCACCAUUACGACAUCCUUCCCUGAUCACACACCUUUGUGAGAUAGCUGGAGUGAAUAUUUCUACACCGCUAGUGGAGAGGCCAAGGAAGGCAAUUGUUGAGGCCUAUUAUAGACAGUAUUGUGGCGGAGAUGAAGCAGCUCAGACCGUACCACCACGUCAGUCUUCUAGAAGGACAGGACCAUCACAAGCACAUGCACUGCCUCAUGAUGCAAAGCCUUUUCAUAUGAGGGACAUGUAUAUGUCUUUGAUGGAGGACAGGUUACAGUCUAUCCAUAGAGGGCAGGCUAGUGGAGCUAGAGCAGCUAAAGCUCCACCUAUGGAUGACGAUGAUGAGGAUAAUGAUGAUGACUUUGAAGAUGCUGAAGAAGAAGAAGGAGAGGAGGAAGAUUCGGAUGAUAGCAUGCGUUGA